AUGGCAGUUCAACUCCAAUUUAUUAUUACUCCAUCAUCACUGCCUAUUAGACUAAAAACAUCUUCUACUACUGCAAAAUCAAGAUCAAGAUCGAGAUCAAGUGCCUGCUACCCCAUCCAAUGUACUGUGGUCCACAGCCCUAGCUCUACUACUACUACUACUACUACUGCUACUACAAUUAUUGAUCGACGAACAGCUAACUAUGAACCCUCAAUUUGGUCUUUUGAUUAUAUUGAAUCUCUCACAAGCGAAUAUAAGGGAGAACCCUAUAUAAGUCGAUUGAAUGAGCUGGAGGGAGAUGUGAAAAGGAUGCUAGUUGAGAUGGAAAACUCUUUACCUCAACUUGAGUUAAUUGAUACAUUGCAGAGACUUGGAUUAUCUUACCGUUUUGAGAGUGAAAUUAACAAUAUUUUGAAGGAAAAGUACACCAAUAUUGAUAAUAUUAUUAAUAAUCCUACUUUUAAUUUGUACACCACUGUUCUCGAAUUUAGGCUUCUGCGCCAACAAGGCCAUGCAGUACCUCAAGAAAUUUUUAGUGUUUUUAAGGACGAGACAGGAAAGUUCAAAGCAUGCUUGAGUGAUGAUAUUAUGGGAGUAAUGGCCUUAUACGAAGCUUCAUUCUAUGAGAAAAAAGAUGAACCUAUUUUGGAGGAAGCUAGGGUUUUCUCAACCGAAUGUCUCAAAAAUUACAUGGUGAUGAUGGAGCAGAACAAUUUAUUAUUGGAUGAUAAUAUGGUAUUAGUGAGUCAUGCCUUGGAGCUCCCACUUCACUGGAGGAUAACAAGGUCAGAAGCUAGGUGGUUCAUUGAUGUGUAUGAGAGAAGAAAAGACAUGAAUUCCACUUUGCUUGAGUUUGCCAAACUGGAUUUCAACAUGGUGCAAUCGAUAUAUCAAGAAGAUCUAAAAGAUUUAUCUAGGUGGGCCAGGCAUUCCAAACUUGGAGAGAAAUUGGAUUUCUUUAGAGAUAGAACGAUGGAGUGUUUCUUAUGGAAUGUGGGAGUAACAUUUGAGCCAGAAUUCAGCUACUUUAGGAGAAUGUCUGCAAGAUUGUAUUAUCUAAUAGCAGUAGUUGAUGAUACAUAUGAUGUUUAUGGAACAUUGGAGGAACUAGAGCUUUUCACCAAUGCCGUUGAGAGAUGGGAUUUGAAAGCCAUGGAUGAUUUACCGGAAUAUAUGCGGAUACCUUUCUUUGUUUUAUACAAUACCAUAAAUGAAACAGCGUUCGAUGUGUUAUUAGAGCAAAAUUUCAUCAACAUUGAGUACCUCAAAAAAUCGUGGGUAGAGUUCUGUAAAUGUCAACUACAAGAGGCAAAAUGGUAUUAUAGUGGAUACAAACCAACCUUGCAAGAAUAUAUUGAGAACACAUGGAUUACAGUAGGAGGACUGGUUCUUCUUGUGCAUGCUUAUUUCUCUUUUAACAAUUCCAUUACAAAAGAAAAUGUGAAAUGCUUGGAACAAUGUUAUCCCAACAUAAUUCUUAGCGCAUGCAAAGUUGUACGAUUAGCGGAUGAUCUAGGAACAUCGUCAGAUGAAAUGAAAAGAGGUGAUGUUCCCAAAUCAAUCCAAUGUUACAUGCAUGAGACAGGUGCUUCUGAAGACGAAGCUCGUGAGCACAUCAAGUUUUUGAUAAAUGAAAUAUGGAAGGAAAUGAAUAACAAUGAAGAUGAAGAUAACUCUAGUUUCUCAAAAGCAUUUGUUCAAGUUUGCAAAAAUCUUGGUAGGACAGCACAAUUCAUUUACCAAUAUGGUGAUGGGUUCGCUUCUCAGAAUACUCUAUCAAAGGAACGUAUUACAAAUUUGAUAAUUAAUCAUAUUCCCUUAUGAUCGAUUUGAA
Humulus lupulus (European hop) is the source of this 1834-nucleotide messenger RNA. RefSeq names its product myrcene synthase, chloroplastic-like. The transcript has 7 exons. The record is from RefSeq and is a predicted model, not a curated record. NCBI's taxonomy places the organism in Eukaryota, Viridiplantae, Streptophyta, Magnoliopsida, Rosales, Cannabaceae. Gene Ontology annotation, molecular function: magnesium ion binding; terpene synthase activity. Gene Ontology annotation, biological process: diterpenoid biosynthetic process. The coding region runs from base 1 to 1824 and encodes 607 amino acids.